AUGUCUACAGUUGUUCAAGAAAAAUUUAAGUGUAAGCAUAUUUUUCGAGAUGUGGAGAUCAUCAUCAGAAUUAAACCGACUCAGCCUCUAAGAAGGAGGACUGCUGGACCUGAGUAUUUGAAGUCUCUUCGGGGUGUGAAGAAAUUGACUGUAUUCUUUAAAAUAUCCAAAAGUAUCGGUGCCCUGAUUGGAUUAGGAAUCGCUGCCCUUGUUUUACUUGCCUUUGUCGUCAGCGUCUGUGUCCUUUGCUAUUUAUUUCUGUGUACAAAGCCUCAAAGAUUAGACACUGGUCUUAAACUUCAACACCUAGAGGCUUCUUCCACUCAUGAAGGCAAGUCAAAUAGAAAAACCAAAGCCUUCAAUUCAAAUGCAGCAUCAAAUUCAACAAAUGAAACAUCCUAUGAAGCUGAUGAUAUAAUUCAAGGAAAAACAAUGGAUUCAACACAAAUCCAUAUUGCUUAUUAGCUGAAAAUUGUGUUUUAAAUGCUCACUGGAGAGAUGGAGCAAUAAAAAUAAAGAAUGAAUUUGAAACAGA
This is a messenger RNA of Carlito syrichta (Philippine tarsier), 535 nucleotides long. It is a transcript of the gene SHISAL2B, whose product is annotated as family with sequence similarity 159 member B. The transcript has 4 exons. The record is from RefSeq and is a predicted model, not a curated record. NCBI's taxonomy places the organism in Eukaryota, Metazoa, Chordata, Mammalia, Primates, Tarsiidae. The coding region runs from base 1 to 465 and encodes 154 amino acids.